AUGGAGUCCCGUGGAAACCCUGCUCCGAACGUCAGCGGACUUAGUGCUUAUCCGUCAAAAGGGGGAUUCAUACCUUUGGGUACUUUGGAUCCAACGACCAUAGGCCAAUUACAACCCCAUCUAGCGAGGAGACAGGACCAGCCCCGCACGCCACCGCCUCUUGUGAGGACCUUUCCUGGCCAGGACCAGCCCCGUCAGGACCAGCCCCGUCGUCCCCUGGCGCCCGUUUUAGGGAGGGCAACGCCUGACAUCUUGGAUAUCCUGGGCCCUGCACCCAAGCAUCCUCCAGCGCCUGAGCAUGUCAUUGUCCUGGACUCGCCGUCUAGUCCAGACCCUUCGCCACCCAGCUCUCCGGUGAACACGCCGCCGAAGAAGGAACUGGCCCCUUCCCCUCCAGUUUCAUCAUCGAGGACCAUCUGCAGCGACCGGAGGAUCUCCCCCAGCGCCACUAGCACCAUCGCCCUCAGAGCCACCAGCACCAUCACCCUAUUCAACGUCAUCUCCUUCAUAUUCAUCUUCAAGCUUGAGCUUGAUGACGGCAAGCGUUGGUACUUCACCAGCCCCUUCACCGCCUCUGAGGUCUCCGUCGCCAGAUGUGAUGCUUGA
Molecule: messenger RNA, 606 nt
Organism: Magallana angulata
Lineage: Eukaryota; Metazoa; Mollusca; Bivalvia; Ostreida; Ostreidae
Exons: 2
Coding region: 1-606 (201 amino acids)
Source: RefSeq, a predicted model, not a curated record